CUGUCCCUAUAAAAUCGGGACAUCGGGUCACCCUAGGGUGGGGUGAGGUGUGGCUGGGCGACAUGCAGAAGAGACAGUAUCACCAACCCCAAGGGGCCAAAAAUCACGCGUCAUCACGAGAUUGGCCUAAAACGAAGCAAUGAGGUUUAAAAGUCACCCCGGCGGGUCUUCUCCUAGCCUGGAGCUGCCCUCGCAUCACGGCCUCGAGUUUUUCUCCCCGAGCACGGGGGCUAGACACUUUGACGGGGGGGGGUUGUACGUUUGUUUUAAUGAAAACUGAAACAAUCACAUAUUCCAGUAGCUGGGGCAAGGAGAAAAACACCCAAAUUCCUGCCCUGCUGCUGACACACCACAUGGCCACGGUCAGGCAGCGGGAUUGCUGUGACCACUGCCCAGCCCACUGCGCAUAACUAUCUCAUUGGUACCUUGUGCUUCACCUCUUGCCUGGGCUUUAGGCUACGUCUCCACUGCAGCUGGGAGGUGUGACUGCAGUUUGUGAAGCCGUACGGAGCUAGAAUACCAGAGCUAGCUCCAGUAACAAGAGCCGCAUAGCCAUGGCGGCAGGGCCUGCACAAGCGCUGUCGGUCUCCUGCGUACGCACGCUCAUGCUGCUAGCUCAUGCCUGUGCCCCUGCCUUUCAGAGAGAGGACACGGAGAUCGUUCUGGGGGGAAACUGCAAAUGGAAGAGCAUCUUAACGGCAAUGAAAACGCAGAGGGAGGAGGAGAGAAUUCUCUUCAGCAGCAACAGCAGCUGACGGAGCCUCUUAAUUGUAAUGGACACCCGGACAGAGGAGAUGAACCAGGUUAUUCAUGUAACCGCAAGUUCCAGAAACCCGCUCUCGUAGCUGGAGUCUUCAUAGUUUUGAUCAUUAUCAUCAUUGCUCUGGCUGUUUCAGUAGGAAAAUCGUCUAACCCACCUUCAGCUGGUCCAGAUCCUCCAGCCGCUGCCGGCUGCUGCCCAGACGGCUGGGUCGGGUACGGAGGGAAAUGCUACUACUUCUCCGAGGCUGAAGGGAACUGGAACAACAGCCAGAGCCACUGCUCCUCCUUCGGCGCCUCCCUGGCUGGGAUCGACACCCCUCAGGAAAUGGCUUUCAUUAAGCGCCAUAAAGACCUCUCUGAGCACUGGAUCGGCCUCCGGAGGGAACCAGGCCAGGUCUGGAAAUGGACCAACGGCACCGAAUUCAAUCACUGGUUCGAAGUCAGAGCACAGGGUGAGUGCGCGUAUCUGAACGACGAAGCCGUCACCUCUUCUUGGUGCAACACGGUGCGCUACUGGAUCUGCAGCAAGCCUGCCGGACUUACGCUGAGAGAGGAGAAUGGCGCACAAGGGCAAGCAGAGAUGUCGGAGCUCAGCUGAAGUGCUACUGUAUGCACAGGGACACAUGCACCCCCGCCCCGACUUUUCUACUCAACGUAUUUGAGGCAGCAGGAGGGUGAGGGCGCUAGUGACGUGCUGUAUCUUGUUUCUGUGCAAGUGAAGGUGGUCCAGAGCCUCUCAGAAUCUGCUUUUUCCUCAACUGUUCCGGAACCUGCAGGGCUGGCUGUGGAUCCGCAAGCGGCUAGCAGGAGGUGCUCAGGGAGGAGCAAGUGGCGGGUGGGACGAGGUGGAGGGAGAGUGGAGCAGGGGUGAAGCCCCCACUGGGAAAAACAAAAGCCAGUGCCUGUGAUCCAGCUGCUGGCAGUGGCACCCUGCACUUUAAAUCCAUCAAUGUGACUAAAGAAAAGUUGCUGCUGUUUAUCCUUCAGAGGGUACAAUCACUAUAUUUGACCGUGCCACACCUGACCCCCACUAGGGUUAGGGCCCUACCAAAUUCACUCUCUGGCCACCCAGCUGUGAAGGCAGCAGCACUGAAGUAAGGGUGGCAAUACCUCGA
Messenger RNA from Mauremys mutica (yellowpond turtle), 1877 nucleotides. RefSeq names its product early activation antigen CD69-like. Bases 680 to 1360 code for a protein of 226 amino acids. NCBI's taxonomy places the organism in Eukaryota, Metazoa, Chordata, Testudines, Geoemydidae. The record is from RefSeq and is a predicted model, not a curated record. The transcript is spliced from 5 exons.